This is a messenger RNA of Fragaria vesca subsp. vesca, 1508 nucleotides long. RefSeq names its product peroxisome biogenesis factor 10-like. Gene Ontology annotation, molecular function: zinc ion binding. Lineage: Eukaryota; Viridiplantae; Streptophyta; Magnoliopsida; Rosales; Rosaceae. Gene Ontology annotation, biological process: protein import into peroxisome matrix. The transcript is spliced from 11 exons. The record is from RefSeq and is a predicted model, not a curated record. Gene Ontology annotation, cellular component: peroxisomal membrane. Bases 62 to 1252 code for a protein of 396 amino acids.
AUCUUCUCUUUUCCCAUACUGGAAAUUCAUUCCAGUUCUUCAAACCUUUCCCAACAAUCCCAUGGGUUUAAACGAAGCAACCGGGUCGGGCCAGCAAGCCGGGCCGGGCGUAGAUGAGGCGGGUCCUAGUACCAGUAGCAACCCGAGCUCGGCACGGCGUUUCCCACUGGCGGCUCAGCCGGAGGUCAUGAGAGCCGCCGAGAAAGACGACCAGUACGCCUCCUUCGUCUACGACGCUUGCCGCGACGCCUUCCGCCACCUCUUCGGUACAAGAAUUGCUGUGGCUUACCAGAACGAGACGAAGCUUCUUGGGCAAAUGCUCUAUUACAUUUUGACUACAGGAUCUGGGCAGCAAACCCUGGGAGAAGAGUACUGUGAUAUCACUCAGGUUGCAGGGGCUUAUGGGCUGCCACCAACGCCAGCGAGGCGCGCACUUUUCAUUGUGUACCAGACGGCUCUUCCUUAUAUUGCAGAAAGAAUUAGUUCUCGAGCUGCUAACCGCGGCCUUCUCCUGGCUGAUUCCCAGUCUGAUGAGGUUUACAGCAUCAGUGCUUUGAUGAGCAAUGAUGCACAGUCUUCUUCAAUCAGUCGUGGGGUGUCUUCUUCUGCACCGCUGGAGUCUGUUUCAGCGUUUAAAAGAUUGAAGCAGAGGUUGAAUGGAUUGUGGCUUUCUGCAGUUCGGAGAUGGCCUACGGUUCUCCCGAUUGCUCGAGAGUUUUUGCAAUUGGUUAUACGUGCCAACCUCAUGUUCUUUUACUUUGAAGGUCUCUAUUAUCAUAUAUCGAAACGUGCAGCUGGCAUUCGUUAUGUGUUCAUUGGAAAACCAUCUAACCAAAGGCCUAGAUACCAAAUUCUGGGCAUAUUUCUACUGAUUCAGCUUUGUAUCAUCGCUGCUGAAGGAUUACGGCGUAGCAAUUUAUCCUCUAUAGCAACUUCAGCUCAGCAGACCUUUGGCACACACCAAACUUCAUCAGGUCGAGAUUUGCCUGUGCUAAAUGAGGAGGGUAAUUUGAUAUCAGUGAAUGGUGCCAAGGGUAGUUCGUUUUCUGAUUCAUCAUCUUCAGAGGUGAGUGGAAUCAGCAAAUGCACGCUCUGUUUGAGCAAUCGCCAACACCCUACAGCCACACCUUGCGGCCAUGUAUUCUGCUGGAGCUGCAUUAUGGAAUGGUGCAACGAAAAACCUGAAUGCCCCCUCUGCCGGACUCCUAUAACUCAUUCAAGCCUAGUCUGCUUGUACCAUUCGGACUUUUAGCAGUUGGUCAUGGUUAACUACAAUAGCAGUGAGAGCCUCAUGUCCUGUUUAAAGAUACCAGAGUAUUGUAUGUAACCGGGAAUAAUAGAUAGGUUAAAGUAGAAGAGGAUUGUCUAGCAAUGAGUUUUCCUCUCAAUUCUGUAGUAGCAGCAAGUUAAGUAAGAAGACAUGAGAUUAUAACAUGUUUUUUCUACUUAUACGUAUUUGCACAACAUUGUAAUUCUAUUGGUGCAAAUAAUUUUGUCGAAUUUAAAUC